This is a messenger RNA of Acanthosepion pharaonis, 1770 nucleotides long. NCBI's taxonomy places the organism in Eukaryota, Metazoa, Mollusca, Cephalopoda, Sepiida, Sepiidae. The record is from the annotation of a GenBank genome assembly.
AUGAUUCUCCUCAUCAUUUUCCGUCUUGUCUCUGAUUCCUCUACGUGCACAUUUACACUUUCGUCGUCUAUCGACAUGCAGCUUACACUUAUGAUUCUCCUCAUCAUUUCCGUCUUGUCUCUGAUUCCUCUACGUGCACAUUACAUUUUCGUCGUCUAUCGACAUGCAGCUUACAUUUAUGAUUCUCCUCAUCAUUUCCGUCUUGUCUCUGAUUCCUCUACGUGCAUUACAUUUUCGUCGUCUAUCGACAUGCAGCUUACUAUGAUUCUCCUCAUCAUUUCCGUCUUGUCUCUGAUUCUCUCUACGUCGUCUAUCGACAUGCAGCUUACACAUUCUUUCGUCUUGUCUCUCAUUCCUCUACCUUACACUUAUGAUUCUCCUCAUCAUUUCCGUCUUGUCUCUGAUUCCUCUACGUGCACAUUACACUUUCGUCGUCUAUCGACAUGCAGCUUACUUAUGAUUCUCCUCAUCAUUUCCGAUUUGUCUCUGAUUCCUCUACGUGCACAUUAUAUUUUCGUCGUCUAUCGACAUGCAGCUUACACUUAUGAUUCUCCUCAUCAUUUCCGUCUUGUCUCUGAUUCUCUACGUGCACAUUACAUUUUCGUCGUCUAUCGACAUGCAGCUUACACUUCUCCUCAUCAUUUCGAUUUGUCUCCUCAUCAUUUCCGUCUUCGACAUCUGAUUCCUCUACGUGCUCCUUACACUUUUUCGUCGUCUAUCUCUACGACAUUACAUUUUUCUCCGACAUCUACACUCAUGAUUCUCCUCAUUAUUUCCGUCUUUGUCUCUGAUUCCUCUACGUGCACAUUACACUUUCGUCGUCUAUCGACAUGCAGCUUAUCGACCUCAUGUCUCUCAUUCCUCUACGCACAUUACACUUUCGUCGUCUAUCGACAUGCAGCUUACACUUAUGAUUCUCCUCAUCAUUUCCCUCCUGUCUCUCAUUCUUCUACGUGCACAUUACACUUUCGUCGUCUAUCGACAUGCACACUUAUGAUUCUCCUCAUCAUUUACUUCCCUCUCAUUCCUCUACAUUCUCUCAUGAUUUCUCUCAAUCAUUUCCGUCUUUUGACUUCUCUGAUUCCUCUACGUGCACAUUACACUUUCGUCGUCUAUCGACAUGCAGCUUACACUUAUGAUUCUCCUCAUCAUUUCCUCCUGUCUCUGAUUCUUCUUCUUCCUUACACUUAUGAUUCUACUCAUCAUUUCCGUCUUGUCUCUGAUUCCUCUACGUGCUCAUUACACUUUCGUCGUCUGUCGACAUGCAGCUUACAUUUCUCCUCAUCAUUUCCGAUUUGUCUCUGUUCCUCUACGUGCACAUUACACUUUCGUCGUCUAUCGACAUGCAGCUUACACUUAUUUCUCCUCAUCAUUUCCGAUUUGUCUCUGAUUCUCUUUAAGUGCACUUUACACUUUCGUCGUCUGUUGACAUACAGAUUAUCAUUAUGGUUCUCUCAUCAUUUCGUCUUCUCUCUGAUUCCUCUACGUGCACAUUACACUUUCGUCGUCUAUCGACCUGCAGCUUACACUUAUGAUUCUCCUCAUCAUUUCCGUCGUCUCUUAUUCCUUUACGUGCACAUUACAUCGACAUGCAGCUUACAUUAUGAUUCUCCUCAUCAUUUCCUUCUGUCUCUGAAUCUUCUACGUGCACAUUACACUUUCGUUGUCUAUCGACAUGCAGCUUACUUACUCCUCAUCAUUUCCGUCUUCCCUGCCUCUACGUGCACAUUACACGUUCGUCGUCUAUCGACAUACAGAUUAUCAUUAUGA